UGAAUCAGUCGAAUAAAUAAUGGCUUGACAAUCAUUGUCUUAUUAUUUUAUAUAAAUAUUCAUAGUGAUUAAACAUGGUGUCAGAAGUAUAAAUACUAUAGAUAGACAUAACAAUGGGUGAGUCGAGCAAAGAUACUAUUAUUCCUACUAUUCCCCAAUCCCCACCCCGUCCACAAUACUCACAGCGGCAUGCCUUCCUCCGACCCCUGGAAUUUACGGAAUCCAUGGAGGAGAAUUGGAAACUAUGGGUCCAAAAAUUUAAAAUAUAUCUUCUUGCCGAGGACCUGGAAACAGUUUCCGACGAUCGUAAGGUCGCAUUAUUACUCCACAACAUGGGUGAUAAAGGAGUAGAGAUAUAUAACUCAUUUAAUUUAGAUACAAAACAAACCUUCGAUGAGGUCCUAAAGAAAUUCAAUUCUUAUUUCAUCCCAAAAGUUAAUAUUACCAUGCAGCGCCACAAAUUCUUCACGAGGGCACAAGGACCUACCGAGUCGUUUGAUGAAUUUCUUACUGACCUUCAAAAUAAAAGCAUGACAUGCAACUUUAGUGAUAAGAGGGAAGAACUCGUGCGGGAUGUCAUAGUAAUAGGAUUAGCCAAUUCCGCUAUGAAGGAGAGGCUACUGCGCACGGAAGAUCUAACCCUCCAAAAGGCAAUCACUAUGUGCAGAGCGGCCGAAUUAUCCCAAAAACAAGUCGCAGAACUAACGAACGAGAUACCUGCAACCUCCGUGCUCAACGUCAGCUCAACGCCGAUUCACGACGUCAAACACGUCAAUCCUGUCAACACGUCAAGAACAAGAAGCAUCAAGAUGAGAAAAUGCUAUCGUUGUGGCAAUAACUGGGAUCGUACUCAUCAAUGCCCAGCCAUGGGUUGCAAAUGCCAGAAGUGUGGCAUCCCUAAUCACUUUGCAAAAGUCUGCAGGAACAGACAAGUUGCAGCGAUAGUGCAACAACCAAGUGAGGACGUCGACAUGGACAGCGAGGAGACUUACUUCGUAGGCUGCAUCAAUAGCGAGUGUGAAUGAAAAUGCAAUUCCCAGAGCCGAUCCACCUCGUCGGGUCCCUAUAGCACUAAGACAAAACCUUAAAGAAGAGUUGGAAAAUAUGGUGAGACAACAAAUAAUUACCAAAAAUGAGGAUCCGAUGGAGUGGGUCAACUCUACUGUUGUAACCAAAAAGAAGAACAAUAAAAUUCGCGUAUGUAUUGAUCCCCGGUAUUUAAAUAAGUUUAUUAUAAGAACGCAUAAACAGUUGCCAACUGUCGAUGACAUACUAGAUAAGUUAUCAGGAUCUAAGUAUUUUUCCAAAUUCGACUGUAGCAGUGGAUUUUGGACCGUACAGCUUGACCCGGAGAGUUCAAAGUUGUGCACGUUUUCUACUCCAUUUGGAAAUUACUCCUAUAAAAGAUUGCCAUUUGGACUUUCCGUGUCAACGGAAGCGUUUCAGGAACGUAUGGAAGAGACGUUCAGUGACAUCGACAAUGUACAAUUUUAUGUGGAUGAUUUAAUUAUUUACGCUAACACCGUGGAAGAACAUAAUAAAGUGUUACUAAAUGUAUUGAAAAGAGCUCAGGAAUGUAAUGUCAAAUUCAACAGGGAGAAAUCUCAAAUUCUGCGUAAAGAAAUUUCAUUUCUAGG
Molecule: messenger RNA, 1637 nt
Organism: Leguminivora glycinivorella
Lineage: Eukaryota; Metazoa; Arthropoda; Insecta; Lepidoptera; Tortricidae
Exons: 2
Coding region: 114-1025 (303 amino acids)
Source: RefSeq, a predicted model, not a curated record